This is a messenger RNA of Carassius auratus (goldfish), 2467 nucleotides long. RefSeq names its product ubiquitin-like protein 3. The transcript has 6 exons. Lineage: Eukaryota; Metazoa; Chordata; Actinopteri; Cypriniformes; Cyprinidae. Gene Ontology annotation, molecular function: protein binding. The record is from RefSeq and is a predicted model, not a curated record. Bases 596 to 949 code for a protein of 117 amino acids.
GUGCCUUUAAAAUUCUCAGCCAUUUAUCUACUCGAUCGUUGCGAAUGAGUUUAGCUACAUCUGAUCAGAUUGAACGAUGGAUAUACCCAUCAGUUAGUGUUUGAGAAAAGCCCAGGACCGUCAAACGACCGUUUUGGAUCCGAUAGCCGCCUGUGACUUGAUCAAAAAGGUCGUUUUAGUUCCUCUUUUAUUUUGCCGCAGUCAGAAAUUAUUCCAGCUCAAGGCCAGCGGUCGCGCGCACUGUUUCUCUGUUCCUACAGCCGUUCACAUCUCUUGUUUAAUGGUAUGCGAAUCAUCGUUUUGAUGCUUCUUUGAUUUUGCAUCGCUUUUAUUUUUUCCUGCUCUACACAGUCGAGUUCAUCCUGGUUUGGUGUCUGAUUUGCAGGCAGAGCUGCAUUUCUAAGGCAGAUUCGGUCUCAAGCUGAUAUAUAAAGCUGUUCCAGUAAUGCAAACACCAGUUUGGCUUAAAGUCAAGUAGAGCAAAGGCUGUGCGAGGCAGAGAAAGGCCAGAGGGAGAAGACAUAUACUGAGUCUUUGUGCCAGGAGUUGUGCUCCCGUCUUACUGCUGGUCACCCGUCGAUUCCUGAUCCCAGCCAUGACCUCUCCGACAGACCCUGAAACAGUGAGUCUACGGCUGAUCCUUGUGAGUGGGAAGACGCAGGAUUUCACUUUCUCUCCAAAUGACUCCGCCACAGACAUUGCCCGGCAUGUUUUUGAGAACUGGCCAGCAGGCUGGGAAGAGGAGAGCGUGAGCAGUCCCAGCAUCCUGAGGCUGAUCUUCCAGGGCCGCUUCCUGCAUGGCAAUGUCACACUAGGAGCUCUGAAGUUGCCCCCUGGCCGAACGACUGUCAUGCACUUGGUUGCCAGAGAGACACUGCCAGAGCCGAACUCCCAUGGCCAGAGGAACAGGGAGAAGACUACAGAGAGCAGCUGCUGUCUACUGCUGUAAAACCCAGACAAACCUUCCCCACGUCCUCCUCGUCCUCCUGCUCCCCGACCCCGUCUCUGCUCGCCAACCCGUGGUGCUUUCUGGAUGAUUACAGAAGAGCUCCGGGGAGACUGCCACUAGGUUUUCGUUCAGUGUUUGCGCUCUGUAUAGUAUCUGGAGGCUGUCGUGCCAAGUUUAUCAAAUCCUUCGUUCGGUUUUUCUCGUUUCGUUUUGGUUGCCAAAAUUACUUGCUUAGUGGCCGUUUGUUUCCAGGCAAAUAUGAAAUACCUGAAUCAUUGAAAGGACGUUAUGUAAACAGUUGUGUGAACAGGUUUUUAGGGGGAUGUUCUGUACUCGAGAGACCUUCUGCUCUCCCAACACCCAAGUGUCAAGAGUUUUCACUUGGAUCACACGCACGUCUGACUCAGACGAAGCUUAAUAUGCGCCAUAAUCUCAGACUUUUGAUUGCACUUAACACGGAUCCUUAUCUGAAGUCACUAUGUGUGUGUUGUAGUCUUAAACCUCCCACCUGCCUCGAACAGAAGGAGCUUACAGACAGAGAGAGAGAGGUGUGAUGACACAAGCUGUGGACCGAGGGAGUCUGCUGUAGUGCUGGUGGAUUGGAUGUGCCAUGGCCACCUACGAUUCUUGCCUUUUUUGUCUUAGGACCAAUGGAGAGUAGAUCUCAAAGUCGCCAGACUCUUCUUACUGACCAGUUGUCAAUAUCUGUGCAUGACCCUAGUCUAGUGUUUCCUCGCUUUUACCAGCCGCCUUUAAAACCCAUUCCCCCCGUGUCUACUUGAAUAGUGUUUUUUAUUUUCCUCGUCUCUGCUGAAGAAGCAUGAGGGAAGGUUGGCGGUUUUGUGCUUGAUGUGAAGUUACACGAACUCUUCUUCUUGCCCAGUCAGGAUGGAUCAUCUGUAUCCUACUCCAUUCUUGUCUAACAUGCAUCCUGAGGGACAAGGCCCAGGUGCAAAGAAUAAGGAGAUCAUUAGAAAGCCUCUGUCUGGAGCGAAGGGCUGGGCUGGUAAAAGCCCCCAUUAUAAGCGCUAUAUGGAUUCAUGGACCCCCCGCUGCACUGCAGCUUUAGAGGUAAAGAUGUGUGCCAGGAAUGGCCACUGCUAAUGGCCUCCAACUGGGCUGAAAGAAAGAAAAAAAUUAAGUGUGUUAUUUCCUAAUGUUUGUAUGCUGUCUGUUUUGUUUGCCUUAUGAUUGUGGGAAAUUAAUAUUAUUAAUAAUGGAGUCAUUUUUAUCUUGUCUGAGUACGGUUGAGUUUUUAUUAGUACACACAUGAUGGCUGACUCAUGUUAAUUGUGUGUGAGUGGAUGAGGCUUUUUCUUUUCUUUUUUUCUUUUUUGAAAGCUAAUACAGUUGUGGAAAGUGUCCACAGAAACCGUCUCCAAUCUUGUUUUGAUUGGCCAAUUACUGCAAGAGUGUUUAUUAUUGUCACCGCUAUGAAAAUGAGCUACAAAUUAUUAAAUGUAAAAAAAUAAAUCCUUAAAUCUUGUAUUAUAAAUUAAUAAAACAUUUCAAAUAAUA